Messenger RNA from Malaya genurostris, 2145 nucleotides. RefSeq names its product WD repeat-containing protein CG11141. The transcript is spliced from 2 exons. Bases 180 to 1622 code for a protein of 480 amino acids. Lineage: Eukaryota; Metazoa; Arthropoda; Insecta; Diptera; Culicidae. Gene Ontology annotation, molecular function: protein binding. The record is from RefSeq and is a predicted model, not a curated record.
CAUAAAACCAAUUCAACGUCAUAGUUUGAAAUCCCUGUAUAGUUUCGCAAUAAUAAAAAAUAUAUAUUGUCAAUUUUUGUUCGCAAACGUUAAGUUAGCAGAAAUGUAUCACAACGUUUACAAAAACUCUGAUAUACCAUAACUUGACGACGUACCAUUCGCAAAACUAUUAUCUGGUAAUGGAGCUUCGCGAAUGGACUCCUCUUGUCAGUCUGAUAGGUAAUAUUCCGAGCAAAAUACAGCGUGGUAUCCUAUUCCAUGACGUAUCCAUCACCUGUGUGGACUUGGUGGAUGAGUUUAUUGCUCUUGGUACUAAUGUGGGUAUUGUUUUUUGGUACAAUCGAAAGACCAGUGCAUUCGAACGAUUACAGACUGAGGGCUACGGCGAGUUGACCUGCGUGCGGAUUAUUUCAACCGUUGAUUUUAUGAUCGCAGCAGGAUGUCGACAAGGAAAAGUGAAUAUAUUUCAAGUUCCCAAAGAAGCUCCGCCGGAAGUUUGUGCCGAACUUCUCCUGAAAAGUAAACCCACUGAGCGCUACACAGUAACUGGUAUUCAUCGAACUACGAUAACUGAUGUCGUUUGGUCUAAGAAUGGAAUGAAGCUGUUCUCUGGCGACAGCUCUGGAACCGUUGUACUGACGGAUAUAAAUUAUCAGUUAAAAUCUUGUGAAUCUCGAGAGAUCGUGAACGAAAAGUAUGAAAUCGUUCAGUUGAGUUUACAAAAAGAAUACCUUUUAGUUUCGACAACUUACCGAACAGUAAUAUGCACUCAGGAGGAUCCUUGCAAAUGGCGUGUGACGCAAAUUGGGAAGAAGGAUCGAAAAAUGCUAAGCCAUUUCGGAGCCAUAUUUCAUACAUACCAUAAAAAACCUCAGACAGUGUCCACUCGAUCGGGAUUCCGCCUUUGGAUUGCGGACAUGACGGGAGAAGUCAUACAUACGUUGAUUUUCAAAGAGCUGAUAAGGACACCAUCUCAUGAGAUACCUAUCUUAAAUCCUAGCAAACAUCCCAUUCGGAUCCCUACCACGUUCGGAAUACUAUAUACAUUCCAAGAUAAAUAUUUGCUGUCAGUAGCCAAUGACACACUUUUUGUGUUAGAUUUAGAUCAAAUGAAGACUGUCGCCGCAUUAACCCGAUUACGAAAAAUAAUUGACAUUUCAGUCAACAAGCAUGAAAUUUUAAUCCUUGAAAGUUCUCGUUCGUUAGUUCGUUUAUCCACGCUACCAGACAGCAGUCAGACUACAAUACUUUAUAAAAAUCUAGAGCUUUUUGCUUCGAGCGAUAGUGACAGUCAGAUAAUAAUGGCAGACGAGUGUCUCGAACAAGACUUAUUCGCCGAUGUAGCCAGCAGUUCGGGUUGUUCAAAUGGCGCCGCCCUUCAAAGUAGCGAGGACGGAAUCGUGGAUAUUGAUCGACCUCUUGAGGAACACCCCCCUGCUGAUAGUUCACAUCAAAUCGUAACGCACUUGAAAAAACUGGAGCUGUUUGAAACAUUAAAUGAACUGAAAUAUGAUGAAUCGAUUCUGUUCAAAAGUGGUCGGAAGACGAAGCGAAAGCACAAAACCAAAUUUAAUCCCAUUGUUGAAAUCGGUCAGAUCCCGAAGGAGUGCGAAGAAGGGUGAAUUGCUAGUAAGCAAUAAAUUAACCUCGCUAAAGUAAUGCUAAUGCUUUUAUGUUGUUGUCUUGUGUGUAUAUUGUUGAGUUGUUAAGGGGUAAUUUGUUAGCUCAUUCGAGCCUCAUAUGCAUUAGGAAUCAUUUGAAUAAUGUGUAAUGUACCAAAGGAUGUAUAAAAUCGUGCAACCAAACUAAACGAAGAAACUAUACAAUAACGCACAUUCAAAUAAGUCUCAUAGCAAAGCUUGUUUAAUAUUUGUGCUUUAUUUUAACUAGGAAAGUGUGGCUAGGUAACUAUAUACAGAUAACUCAGAGUGGAUUUAGGAAGAGUGGUGACAGUUAUCCGUUUGAAAGAAAUAUUUUCUGUCAUUGUCAUUUUCAAACGACAAACUACCUGCCAAAUUGAUUUGAAAGCUUAAGGGACAGGUAGUUUUUAACGGAUGAAAAGAAAAAUAUUUAUUGCGAGUUUCUUAGAGCUUUCGUUAAAUAAAUAUAUUCACAUGUUUUGCAAAAUACAAAGCACUAUACGAA